AUUCACUGAUCAUAAAUAAUUGGUUUGAUCUUGCAAGUAAAAUAUAUCCAGUGAAAAAUGGCUCGGUUCGGAAGUCUCUGUGGAAUAUUUCUUUUUCAAUUUUAUUUUCACUUCAAUUUUGAAGUUAGUGCGGAAAAUUCUCAGCCAAUACUUGGGCAAACCAAACUGAUCUUAAGUCAGGAAAAUUGCCUUUCUAAUGAGUGCACCUUGGGGGCCGUAGUUGCGGAUGCGAUGGCAGAUCAUUUUACUAACGACUCAUUCCGGCCUUUGGCUAUGGUGGAUGGAAGCAUUUUCAAAAAGUCGAUUCCCAAAGGAGACAUCAGAAAAAGUGACGUGGAAAGUGCAAUUUCAACCGAUUCCGUGAUUAAUUUAGUUCCUAUAAAAAAAGAAACAAUUGUACGCUUAGCCGAACAGUUUUACUCUAAAAACGAUGUCCUUCAAGUCUCAGGAUUGAAAAUUGCGAUUGAUCCCACCAAAGCAGGAACCGAGCGUAUUCUGACAGUUGAUGUCACCAAUCCAUUAGACAAAUCCUGGAUUAAGAUGGAUCAGCAAAAAGUGUACUACGUGGCUGUACCUUCUCAUCUGUCGGAGGAUGUCAAACAAGCUUCUGGAGGAAAUGAACCUACAAAAUUGACUGGACCUUCUAUCAAAGCGGUUUUCGAGCAGUACGUCAGUAAGGUAAAAGUAAUCGAUGGAUACAAAGCGGGUCGAGUUCUUAUUUGUUCCGAGCUAGUUUUAUGCAAAGCAAUGCCAAAUCUGGCAAAGCAGGUUAAUCCACCUCAAGUGGUGAUCCCACACAAGAGUGCUAAAAGUGUUGCCAAAACCACAACAACCCCCAACCUUGACAACAUUCUAAAAUCUGCUGAUGCCACUGCGUUGUAAAACAAAAUGUUUCGAAAGCCUUAUAAGUGCCUGGUUUUAAAAAAAACCUUAAAUGUGCUAAAGAUGGAAAUGGAAUUUAAAAUCCAUGUUCUUAAAUAAACUUAAUAGGGUGAACUUGGCACCGACUUUCUUUCCAGGGUUUUGAAUCUCGAAAAAUACAAUUUCCAACGGUCACCAUCAUCUGUACCCAGAAUUCAAAACAAAAAAGGGAAAAUCACAAACAUUUCUUGGAUCCUGAAACUCUCAUCGUUCUAAGGCGACCGUCAAAAACUAGAUGGUCAGAAAAUUUGGUCGUUAAAUGUUAAUUAUACAUAUUUAAAGCUUCUUAA
Molecule: messenger RNA, 1211 nt
Organism: Uranotaenia lowii
Lineage: Eukaryota; Metazoa; Arthropoda; Insecta; Diptera; Culicidae
Product: apyrase-like
Exons: 4
Coding region: 58-882 (274 amino acids)
Biological process (GO): AMP catabolic process
Cellular component (GO): plasma membrane
Molecular function (GO): 5'-nucleotidase activity
Source: RefSeq, a predicted model, not a curated record